AUGAUCCACGGCGCUGCUCUUCCAUCUGGAGUCGCCCCCGGUCUCUCGCAGGGUCAUCACGGCCGUGUGAAAGGUUCGCCCAAGCCUGUCAACUGCUCCCAGCCCCCGAGCUACAAGUCAGUUGCAUACUUUGUGAACUGGGCAAUCUAUGCCAGAAACCACAAUCCGCAGGACAUUGCAGCCGAGAAUCUCACCCACGUUCUCUACGCCUUUGCCAACCUCCGCGUCGACGGCGAGGUUUACCUUACUGAUUCCUGGUCCGAUGUGCAGAAGCACUACCCGGGAGACUCGUGGAACGAUGUCGGCAACAAUGCCUACGGAUGUACCAAGCAGCUCUUCCUCUUGAAGAAGAAGAACCGCCGCAUGAAGGUCAUGCUGUCGAUUGGCGGGUGGACCUACUCGAGUAACUUUGCCACGCCGGCGAGCACUGAGCAGGGACGCAAGAGGUUUGCGUCGACUGCGGUCAAGUUGAUGGGCGAUGUGGGAUUUGAUGGGUUGGAUAUUGAUUGGGAGUAUCCUGCAAAUGAUGCCCAGGCGAAUGAUAUGGUUUUGCUUCUGCGUGAGCUGCGCAUGGAACUUGACAAGUACGGACGGGAACAUGGCAAGGGCAAACACUUCUUGCUGAGCGUUGCCUCUCCAGCGGGCCCCACAAACUACAACGUUCUUCACCUCGCCAGCAUGGACGCCCAGCUCGACUUCUGGAACCUGAUGGCCUACGACUACGCCGGCAGCUGGGGCCCCGUCGCCGGCCACGCGUCCAGCCUCUACCCCGCGGCCAACAACCCGGCCUCCACCCCCUUCAACACGGACCAAGCGAUCAACGCGUACACCGCCGCGGGCAUCCCCCCGCACAAGAUCAACCUAGGGAUGCCCAUCUACGGCCGAUCCUUCGCCAACACCGACGGACCCGGCAAGCCCUUCAACGGCGUCGGGGGCGGAAGCUACGAGAACGGCAUCUGGGACUACAAGGCCCUCCCGCAGCCCGGGGCUAGCGUGACCGAGCUCAACGACAUCGGUGCCAGCUUCUCGUACGAUGCCGCUCGCAAGACGAUGGUCAGCUACGAUACGCCCAAUAUCGUCAAGCUGAAGGCCGAGUACAUCAAGAACAGGUGUCUGGGCGGGGGCAUGUUCUGGGAGACUUCGGGGGAUCGGAAGGGUCAGGAUAGUUUGAUUGUGACGUUGGUUGAUAAUCUUGGGGGUGUCAAUGUUUUGGAUAAGACUGAGAACCAGAUGGAGUACCCCAUUUCGCAGUACGAUAACAUCAGGAAGGGUGGAGCUGGAAACCCCUGAAAUUGGAUAUCUGAAUGGAUAGAGACUUUAGAAGGUUUUGUUGAUGGAGGCAUUUGUUCUGAGUCAUGAGCACGGAUUUUUGAGAUGUUGCUGUGUUGC
Molecule: messenger RNA, 1389 nt
Organism: Aspergillus fijiensis CBS 313.89
Lineage: Eukaryota; Fungi; Ascomycota; Eurotiomycetes; Eurotiales; Aspergillaceae
Product: glycoside hydrolase family 18 protein
Exons: 6
Coding region: 1-1290 (429 amino acids)
Biological process (GO): chitin catabolic process; carbohydrate metabolic process
Cellular component (GO): extracellular region
Molecular function (GO): chitin binding; chitinase activity
Source: RefSeq, a predicted model, not a curated record